UAACAGUCAGAAAUGUUUCAGGAGAAAAGAUGUAGAUGUGACCCAACACCCCUUUAUAUGGAAUGGUUGCAUUUUGAACCCGUUCUCUGAAUAGGCAGAGAAAGUGUCCAGAUUAUUCGGGUUAUUACAGAAAAGUAGUAGUAAUAAUUUUGGGAGAAUGGGAUGUUGGAAUUCCUGUGUUUAAGGAUUAAAAUUUAUCACCUGAUUUGCGUUUUGGGAAAUGUAUGGCAGCUUAGCACUUGAAUUUUUAUUAACACUAAGUCAUGUUAUUCCUUAGCACUUUGGUCAAAAAGAAGAAAUAACCACUAACAGCUGAAACAUACAGACUGUCUCUUUCACUCUGGCUAGGCAGGAACAAUGGACACUUCUGAUGGAGAAAGUUUGGAUGUAGCCACCUCCACCACUUCUGAUGAGUUUGAUGUAGUUGUUGGCUAUCUGGAGGAUAUCAUAAUGGAUGAUGAUUUCCAGCUAAUACAGAGGAACUUUUUGGAGAAGCACUACCAGGAGUUUGAUGACUCAGAAGAAAACAAGCUCAUCUAUACGGACAUUUUUAAUGAAUAUAUCUCCUUAGUAGAGAAGUACAUUGAAGAGAAGCUGCUUGAUCGGAUUCGUGGGUUUGAUAUGGUUGCUUUCACAGUGUCAUUGCAACAACACAAAGAUGAAAUGCCAGGUGAUAUAUUUGAUCUGCUUCUCACAUUUACAGACUUUCUGGCUUUCAAAGAAAUGUUCUUGGCAUACAGAGCUGAAAAAGAAGGUCGAAGUCUGGAUUUAAGCAGUGCGUUAGUGGUGACUUCAUUAAACCAUUAAACACGUCA
Molecule: messenger RNA, 815 nt
Organism: Hirundo rustica (Barn swallow)
Lineage: Eukaryota; Metazoa; Chordata; Aves; Passeriformes; Hirundinidae
Gene: ARL2BP
Product: ADP ribosylation factor like GTPase 2 binding protein
Exons: 6
Coding region: 358-807 (149 amino acids)
Biological process (GO): positive regulation of tyrosine phosphorylation of STAT protein; maintenance of protein location in nucleus
Cellular component (GO): mitochondrial intermembrane space
Source: RefSeq, a predicted model, not a curated record